This is a messenger RNA of Eriocheir sinensis (Chinese mitten crab), 2281 nucleotides long. It is a transcript of the gene CLS, whose product is annotated as cardiolipin synthase (CMP-forming)-like. The coding region runs from base 964 to 1932 and encodes 322 amino acids. Gene Ontology annotation, cellular component: mitochondrion; membrane. Gene Ontology annotation, biological process: cardiolipin biosynthetic process. The record is from RefSeq and is a predicted model, not a curated record. The transcript is spliced from 7 exons. Gene Ontology annotation, molecular function: cardiolipin synthase activity. Lineage: Eukaryota; Metazoa; Arthropoda; Malacostraca; Decapoda; Varunidae.
UCAAAGCAUUUGUGAUCAGUUUAUGUAUCAUCUAUUUUUGGGGGUUUAAAUCAUGGUACAAAUUUGGCCUGUCGCUGCUACACGGUAAAGCCACAAAUUUGGCCCGUCGCUGCUGCUGGGUUAAUUUCCUUUAUUUUGGUCUAUCAAUAAAGUGAGGUGUUUGGCAGAGGAGGAGGUUGCUGAGACUAUCAUGACACAAAACAAAAACCAACAGGAACGUGCUAUGGAUAAUGGAGGCUGAAGGGAUUUACUGGUAAGGGAAGGACAGAAAAUCAAGUCUUGGAAAUAUGUAACAUAACAAUAACAGGAGCUUGGCCAGAGGAGCAACAAGAGGGGAAGGCGGUGUGUACAUGCAUCAAACAGUCAGCGAUGGGAGGAGGGUAUUUAUUCAGUCCCACACCCCACCUCAAAUAAUAACAGGAGCUUGGCCAGAGGAAGGCAGUAUGAGAGAAGGAUGGUGAAGUUGGCAAAAGUGUUCCUCGCGCAGUGCUGGGAAAAGAAGGGCACAAAUGUCUGAAUAAGUGAAAAGUGACUAUUUCAGUUUAGAAAAUUGCGUAACACUGAACAGGAAGAUGUGUGAAUAAGAAGAAGGGAGGAACGAGAGGAGGAGGACCUAAGAAGCGAUACAAAGCGUUACAGGUCAAAAAAAGAAAGAAGAAUACGUGCAUCAAACAGUCAGCGAUGGGUGGAGGGUAUUUCUUCAGUCACUACACCACCUGCUUACCACAAGAGAAGAGGAAUGGAUGGAGAAGUUGCAAAGAACCUUUAUUUUCUCUUAAAAUUUCAACUACGUCUUCGUCAGAGAGUAAAGAAGACCUUAUCAGAGGAAAUUAAGUACAAAUGCAUUCUGGGGUCAAGGACUGUGCCGUUACAAGGGCUGAAUUUCUCUCCACCUGAUGAUGAUGAUGAUGCUCGCUGUAGGCAAUGUUUACAUCCUUCCUCUCGUGAUGGGCGCGCGGUAAGAUGGCCUCAGCAGUGCUCUCGCCGGGGCUGCGGGUGUGCGGCUCCUCCCUCUUCCCCCUCAGCAGGAUCAGCCGCGUCUUGCAGCCUCAUAGUCAAGCUGUCUGCUGCACGAUGGGCGGCAAUGCGGGGCUGUGGGCGGGGAGGAGGGCGGAGUGGCGGACGGCAGACGCACGCCCACGGUGGUGUGCGUGCCGCUCCUUGCUGACCUCAGGGGACCAUGAGAAGGCCAGGAGCCUAGCAUCCUGGCAGGUGAAGGACCAGCCUGCCAAGAUCAAGGAGGCAGGCCAAGGACUCCUCGAGGACUUGAAGGAGACAAAGGCUAAGGUCAGAGAGAAGAUGGGGGAGAUUGUUGAGCGUGAAAACAUCUGGACUGUUCCCAACUUGCUGUGUGUGGGUCGCAUCGGCCUGUCGCCUUACCUGUGUCACCUGGUGCUGGCAGCCGACCACCACUGGGCCCUAGGACUCUUCCUGCUGGCUGGCACUACAGACCUGCUGGACGGGUGGAUUGCUCGGACCUUCCCUGGCCAGUCCUCCAACCUGGGCAGCUUCCUUGACCCUCUGGCAGACAAGACCCUGGUGGCAAUGCUCUUCCUCUCCCUCACCUAUGUCGACCUGAUACCACUGCCGCUGACGGGCCUCAUCAUCUACAGGGACGUGCUCAUCAUUGGAGGAGCGUCAUAUGUCCGCUAUAAGAGCCUUCCUCCUCCGCGCACGAUCGCCCGGUACUUCGACGCCACCCACGCCACGGCCCGCCUCGCACCCACCACCCUAAGCAAGUUUAACACGGCCGUCCAGCUCAGCCUCAUCACCGCUGCGCUGGCCGCCCCGAUCUUUGCCUUCACCGACCACACCGCCUUCAAAGCACUGUGCUGGUUGACGGCGGCCACCACCCUCAGUUCAGGCCUCAGCUACAUCUUCUCCAGGGACACCUACAAGUUCCUCAGGUCCAUGGAUGAGCUGCCUAAAUAGUGUGUGUGUGGGUGUCUGUGUGGGUGUGCAUGUAAUAUUAGUAAUAGAUAAUUGAUAAUAGUUUAUUGAGAGUUUGCAGCCAUGGAGUGAAAAUAUGGGAACUUGUGUGCACAGUAAUGAAUGAGAAUUAUAAUUUGUAAAAGAAAAAUUGCUGUGAAAGAAGAAGCAAAAAUUAUAUAUAGUUAAAACAGUAAGCCAUUCAGAGGUUGGUAGAUAUGUAUAUAUGGAAGUGUGUGUGUGUGUGUGUGUGUGUGUGUACAUAUUGUAUGCAUUGAUGGGCACUGUUUUAAUGUGUGCAUACAUUUGUACCAUAUUAGAUUUGAUAAAAUUAAUAAAAUUUUGAACAAAU